AUGCCAGACGUGGAACCGCUCAGAUAUCCGUCCAGAGAAGGACGACCGAGCCAGCAAGAUCAAGCAGAUCUUCAAGUCGUUUGCUCCGGUCGACGUCGCACUUGUGCUUUGCUCAACAGUCCCUCGCCAUGUGUCAACAACGCUAUUUACCAUAUGCAAGAGCUGAGGAUGGCUGUGGACAAUUGGUGUCAGCAGAUCGACCAGGACAAGCACCAAUACAGCAAAUCUACAAGAUUUCAACGGAGAGACUCGGGCACAGAAUCAAUGAUGUCCACAGAGCUGUUCGUCGAAGGCGUCGCGAUCAUGGCAAGAGAAAGUUCUCCAUUAUCACCACUGUUGAAGAACAUAAAUGACGUCCUUGGAGAGGUGGUGGGUCUGAUUGAGCGGCUGGAGGCUGAUCGGCAGUCCACAGAGGAAGCGCUCCACAAAGAGAAGAGGAGAAGGAGAUUCCUGGAGAGCAAAGUGGAGAGGGUUUCACUGGGGAAGCAACAGGAGCAUUCCUCUGUCGUCCAAAAAGAGCACGAGGCUUGCAGCAGAGACAUCAGUGAACUGAAGUGGCAGCUCAAAUUGGAAAAAGAGAAGCUGGACAAGCUCCAAGAGAAACUAUCAGACUCAGAGGUGUUGAACCAGCAUUUACACGAGGACAUCAACUUUGCCCAAAAACAAACACCCAUCGUGAAAGAGAACCUGGACCUCCAGAGAACCGCCAUUAAUCAAAUCAAUGCUGCACAAGCAAAGGCGGAUGAGGUAAACUCAAAAACACAAAGUGAUCUCCUGAUGGUCCAGGAGGAGUUUAAAAAGAUGGAACUGGAAGCCAACAAUGAGAAAAUAUCAUUGGACCGUAUCGUGUUGACGAUGGAGACUCAGCUGGCUAACACAUUGGAAGAUUUAAACCAGAUGAUGACGCUUGAGAAAAGUCUAUGUGCUGAGAUAGAUGUUGCUGAAAAGACAGUUGCUCUCACAGAACACAAUUGUGCAGCCAUGAAGCAACGCAUCCCUGAGAUGAUGGAGCUGGAGAAAACUGAGGAAGACCGGAUUUCACAAUUGAAAAGUCAAAUUGAGGAUGAAAGGCAAAAGAACAAGAAAUUAAAAGAGAAAGUUACGACAUUGCAGGAGGAUAUCGAGAGAUCAAGACUUAAUGGGGAGGAAGAGGUUUCCUGCAUAGAAGAGCAGUUCCAUUUGAAACGUAAUGCUCUCGCAGCGCUCUGUAAAGAAAACAUGGAGUGUGAGCAGAAUGUUGAAGACUACAAGAGGAACAUUUCCGAGAGUGAGGAAGCAGUGAAGCAGCUGCGCUCGCAGAGGGAGCAGAUGCUCCAGAAAACCCUCGACAAUGAUGAGCGGUGGGAAAAGGCCAAGGAGGAGCUGACCCGAGUUGUCGCCCGGCACAGUGUCGCCCGGACUAAGCUGGAGGAGCAGAAGCAGCUCACCUUCGUGGGAGAGCAGAGGGCCAGGACGGAGAUAGAAAACCUGAAGGAAGAUCUGACAGGUCGGAUAACUGUCCUGGAACUGCUGCAGGGUCAGUGUGCAGACGUCAGGGAGGCACUACAACGACAGACAAGGAGCUCAGAGCUAACCAACCAAAAACUUCACAAUGAUUUACAGGAAGCAUCUUCAGCAACAAAAGCACUAGAGACAAAAGUUGAGAAAAUCAAAAAGGUGACAGAACAUUUUGAGAAGAUUCAGUACGAGCACAGGAAUAGGUUACUGGACCUGGAGAGGGAGAAGAAACUCAGAGUGGACCUCUUGAGAGCCGCCCAGGAUUUACACUCUGCAACUGUAAAGAGGUGUGAAGACACCCAGGGGAGGAUCAGUGACCUUACGAAGAAGAGCGAAGAACACCAGGAGUCUUCGGAUGAAUUGGGAAAAAUGGUUGCGAGCGUGCCCGAAGUCAUCGAGGAACUCCAAAGUGUGUUUGAUGCGGUGGAUUUCAGAAACAAAUCAGCUGCUUUCAUAAUGAGCACCUUGCAGUCUGAUAUUAAUAACUGCCAACGACAAACACAGCGAUCCAUGCAGACACACAGCGCUCACGUUACAGCGAGGAGAAGGGAAAUGGAAGAAACCAAGGAAGCACUAAAAACUGCACUGGAGGAGAACCGGCAACUGGCAAGUGAGUAUGAGGGUCUGAAGAAGAUCCUCAUGGAGGCCAGACACGAGGAGGUGUCAGCACUGAGCAACAAGAACCAUGAACACAGAUCUUUACAUUAUUACACACAGCUCUCUUUGUUGCAGAAGAGGAUGCACAAAGCUCUGGUGGAAUACUUCAAACAACGCAGCCUCUACAGCCAGGCUGAACUGGACCGGUGCCAGGCGCUCUCUCAAGAGACCAACCAGAAAAUAAAAACAGCCCAGGAGGGGUUGUCAGGAGAAAUUCAGCUCAUCGCUGCCUUCCUGAAAUCCCUGACAGAUGACUCUACUACCACCGGUGAUGCCGGGGUGAACAAACAAGCCGGUCCAGAUGCCGCCAGAUCGAAUGAGUAGAUGCCUUCAGUUCAAACAGCGGUGUAAUUGGACAUUCACCUGUACCAGACAACUUACUUACCCUAGCACGCUUCACUAUCCCCCCCCUCUUUACUUGCAGCGAAUCCAUAACAAUGAAACAGGUGACUUUCAUGCUGCUGUCAGGACUGAUCUAAUUUUAGCUGGGUGAAUGAUUGCAAUUGGCUUUGCCUCAUCAGAUAAUUAAUCUAUGUCACCAUUAAUUGGAAAAGAGAAUAAUUACAGGCAGUGUUGACAGAAAUUCUACGCUCCUCCAGAUUCCGGGAUCUAAUUACAACUAGUGAAACCCUGUGACCUUAACUAGCACUUAGUACACCUUGACCACCUUGACCAUGUCCAGGAAGACCAGUGUCUCCGGGAAGACCCCGCUUUUUUGUAAUCGCGCCGCCCGCUCCUCGGCUCCCUUCACUCUCCCCCGCUCUCCGAAAGCUGUCUCCCUCAAUCACUUUUCAAUAUUCAAUCUUAAUUUUGUGGAAGUUUAGCAUUUUCAAUGAGCUGGAGAUGAAUGAUUAAUGAAUAAAUUUAAAUGCUUCAUUUUGUCCAUGGAUCAUUAGUUAAGUCCUUUGUGGGAAGGACCUGAGAAAGGAGUGAAAAUUAUUGAGACAUUAGCCUGAAGCAAUCCAGGGGUAAAUAGUGUGCACAAAAGGAUGUUGUGUGUGCACUAUCCACUGGCUUUUCUAAAGAACCCUGGGGAAACACUGUUUUCAAUUUGGAAUCUUAACUGAAUCACAUUUAGUACUUGUAGAAAAUUGAUUUUUGUUUCAUCAUGUUUCUGCAAUGUCAUACUAAUGGUAGACGGCCGCAGUGUCUGCUCCAUAUAGACUCACUCUAUAGAAAAAGUUAAGAAGAAAUGUCUCUGUAUAAACAAUACCUGUCUAAAAAUGAUCAAAUUCAGGUAUUUAUAUGUUUAGUCAAGAAGAAUACAUGAUACAUAUAAUCAAUAAUGAUCACAAACAUCUUGAAACAGUUAGUGAUAUUGAUAUUCUUUGUAAUGUGCUGGUGUAAAGGUCGGUGCUUCCACACUGCUCUUUUUAUCGCCCUUCUGUCGGGGUCUGGCUGAUAGAGAUGCUGUUGUCUGCUUGAUGCCUCUCCCACUAGUGGAGACAGAAGGGGGCAGCAUGGACAGCACAACCUUGGAGAGACAUUAUUGACUGCAACAUGGUCCAUUUAUUUUACUUAUCAUCCUUCUAUGACUGUAGCGUUUCAUCUCAA
Messenger RNA from Platichthys flesus (European flounder), 3708 nucleotides. Its product is annotated as coiled-coil domain-containing protein 178. The coding region runs from base 1 to 2478 and encodes 825 amino acids. NCBI's taxonomy places the organism in Eukaryota, Metazoa, Chordata, Actinopteri, Pleuronectiformes, Pleuronectidae. The transcript is spliced from 19 exons. The record is from RefSeq and is a predicted model, not a curated record.